AUAUUCUCUACAUAUUAUAGUGAUGACUGGAAAUUCAUAGAUAGACUCCACCUAGAUAAUCACACUGGAUCUCUUACCAUCACAAACAUCAUGCAUGAACACAGUGGAGUAUAUGAACUAAGUAUCAAGGUCGGAAAUAAGGUGCCAACCGAGAUUUACAGUAUUACUGUUUAUGCUCUGCUGCCCAUUCCUGUCAUCUCUAGUUACUGUAUACAAAAUCCUUUAUCAAAAUGUUCAUUGCUAUGUUCAGUGGUAAAUGUGAGUCAUGUGACUCUCUCCUGGUACAAAGGAAACAGUUUAUUGUCCAGCAUCAGUGCAUCCAAUCUUAGCAGUAGUCUCUUUUUACCUCUGGAGGUGAAAUAUCAGGAUAAAAAUAACUAUAGUUGUGUGCUGAAGAAUCCCAUCAGCAACCAAACUCAACACCUGGACAUUAAUGAUCUCAACUGGCUGAGUUCAGAUACUGUCAAUGGUUGCCAUACUGUUGAAGUUGUGAUCCGAUUAGUCGUCACUGCUCUGAUGGGCGUGGCUGCUGUGGCUGCCAUUGUUGUUCUGGUUUAUGACAUUAAAUCCAGAACAGGAGAGAAGAAAACAAACAUCAUCUUAAGAUGCCGAAGAAUAUUGUAAACAAGAAUGUUAAUGUUUUUUGUUUGUUUGUUUGUUUUCUAAGUAAAGAAACUAUUGUUUGAGACAGAA
Labeo rohita (rohu) is the source of this 693-nucleotide messenger RNA. RefSeq lists its product as uncharacterized. NCBI's taxonomy places the organism in Eukaryota, Metazoa, Chordata, Actinopteri, Cypriniformes, Cyprinidae. The annotation marks the transcript as partial. The transcript is spliced from 3 exons. The record is from RefSeq and is a predicted model, not a curated record.